ACAGGCUUCAGAUUUUUCCAUAAUCUGGCAUCGGACAUAAGGACCAUCACCAAAGUCUGUCUGUAAGAUGGAAAACUCAUCUGAAACUGGUAUGUUUCAGUCCAAAAUAUCGAAAGAGAAUGACUUGCUCUUGGGAACCGUUUACAUCAUCUUUGGUGUGCUGUCUCUGAUGGGAAACACCACUCUGUUGUUUGUAGCCUAUCGUAAGAAGUUCUUUCCCUUCGCUAUUCCCUCUGCCUUCGCUCACAGGUGGUUGUUCACGGAGGUGAUGUGUAUGUGUUAUGCCUUCUGUGGAGUUUUGUUUGGUAUCUGCAGCCUCAGUAACCUGACCGUACUGUCCUGUGUGUGCUGGCUCAAAGUCUGCUACCACAACUACGGUAAUAAAUUCUCCUCGUCCCACGCGCGUCUGCUGGUGGUUGGGGUGUGGUGUUAUGCUGCAGUGUUUGCAGUAGGUCCACUCUCUGGCUGGGGUCAGUACGGAUCAGAGCCUUACGGCACCGCCUGCUGCAUCGACUGGCACGCGCCCAGCUACAACACACCUGCCAUGAUCUACAUCAUCUUCCUCUUCAUCUUCUGUUACAUCGUCCCCUGCACCAUCAUCAUCCUCUCCUAUACGCUCAUCCUGGUGACAGUCCGGGGGGCCCAGCAUGCAGUGCAGCAGCAUGUCUCUCCUCAGAACAAAAUCUCCAAUGUGCAGACACUUAUCGUCAAGGUAGGAGUUGAAGGAGAAUAG
Molecule: messenger RNA, 733 nt
Organism: Sinocyclocheilus anshuiensis
Lineage: Eukaryota; Metazoa; Chordata; Actinopteri; Cypriniformes; Cyprinidae
Product: opsin-5-like
Exons: 5
Coding region: 68-733 (221 amino acids)
Biological process (GO): G protein-coupled receptor signaling pathway
Cellular component (GO): membrane
Molecular function (GO): G protein-coupled receptor activity
Source: RefSeq, a predicted model, not a curated record